CGGCCUUCUCCCCGCCGUUGGCCGCAGCCCUCAGUCCUCAUCUAUGAAGACUGGCCCACCAUGUUUUAUGGGACCCACUUCAUCAUGUCUCCACCCACCAAGAGCAAGCUGAAGCGGCAGAGUCAGCUGCUGUCCAGCAUGCUGUCCCGGACGCUGAGCUACAAGUACCGCGACCUGGACGCCACCUUCUCCAGCCUGGGUGCCAGCGACGACCCCGCAGAGCUCUCCACCCAACUUUCGGCCCCUGGGGUCCUGAAGGUGUUCGGGGACAGCGUCUGCACAGGCACCCACUACAAGAGCGUCCUGGCCACCGGCACGUCCAGCGCCCAGGAGCUGGUGAAAGAGGCCCUGGAGCGGUACGCCUUGAGCCCCGAGUGCGCCAGCCAGUACGUGCUGUGUGACGUGGUGGGCCAGGCCGGCGACUCCGGGCAGCAGUGGCAGGCCGAAUGCCUGCGGGUGUUUGGGGACAACGAGAAGCCCCUCUUGAUCCAGGAAUUGUGGAAACCCCGAGAAGGCUUGUCCCGCAGGUUCGAGCUGAGAAAGAGGUCAGACGUGGAAGAGCUGGCAGCCAAGGAUGUGGACACUAUGACAGCAGGGAUAAACGCCCAGGCCCGGAGGCUGCAGCGGAGCCGCGCCAAGGGAACCCCAGCCCUGGCCCCAGGGGGCGCCCGGAGCCCCCCUCCGCCCAGGCUGCGCCGCACUGUCAGCGAGACCAGCCUGAGCCAGGCCGCCAUCCUGCCUGAUGCCACCCGGGGCCCCGAGGAACCCAGCCAGGACGCCAUGCGCUACUCGCUCUACGAGUCGCCCCACCUGCUCCUUCUGCAGGGCUACAGCCAGCAGCACGACAGCCUGGUGUACGUGCUCAACCGGGAGCGGCACACAGUGGGCCAGAGGACCCCCUCCAGCAAGCCCAGCAUCAGCCUGUCGGCCCCCGACAUCCUGCCCCUUCACUGCACCAUCCGCAGGCGCCAGCCCUCAGGCCGAGAGCAGGCAGGGGGCCGGCUGGUCCUGGAGCCCAUCCCCGGGGCGCCCGUCUCCGUCAACUUCUCGGACGUGGGGGGCCAGACUGUAGCGCUGCGCCACGGGGACCUGCUCUCCCUGGGCCUCUACUACCUGCUGCUGUUCAAGGACCCGACGCAGGCCCAGCCCCUGCCCGCCCAGGCCCUGGCCCGCCUGCGGGCUGUACCGCAGAGCUGCAGGAUGUGCGGGGCUGUGCUGCGGGCCCGGGGCACCUCCGCCCCCUCGCGCGCCGCCCUCCCCCGGCCGCGGCAGCUGCAUCUGGAGUUCGAGCCCGAGGUGGAGGACACGCUGCUGCAGCGGAUCAUGACGCUGAUCGAGCCGGGCGGCGAUGACCACAAGCUGACCCCCGCCUUCCUCCUCUGCCUCUGCAUCCAGCACUCGGCCACCCGCCUCGAGCCAGGCUCCUUCGGGCAGCUCCUGCUCAAGAUAGCCAAGGCGAUCCGCGAGACAGUCUGGGAGAAAACCAAAGAACUGGCGGAGAAGCAGGCGCACCUCCAGGAGCCCCUCUCCUUGGCCGGCUUUACCAUGGCGGGCCUGGUUCCAGACCUGCAGCACAUUCUCUUCUGGAUGUCCAACUCCGUGGAGCUUCUGUACUUCAUCCAGCAGCAGUGCCCGCUCUACAUGAAGAGCCUAGAGGAGGAGCUGGACGUCACAGGCUCGAAGGAGUCGCUGUUCUCCUGCACCCUCACGGCCAGCGAGGAGGCCAUGGCGGUGCUGGAGGAGGUCAUCCUGUACGCCUUCCAGCAGUGCGUGUACUAUGUCUCGAAGACCCUGUACGCCUGCCUCCCGGCCCUGCUGGAGUGCCCCCCUUUCCAGACGGAGCGCCGGGAGAGCUGGUGCUCGGCCCCCCAGCUGCCCGAGGAGCUGGGGCGCGUCGUGUCUGUCUACCAGGCCGCCCUGGACCUCCUGCGGCAGUUCCAGGUGCACCCCGAGAUCGCCUCCCAGGUGCUGGCCUACCUCUUCUUCUUCUCCAGCACUCUGCUCUUCAACCAGCUCCUGGACAAGGGUCCCUCUCUGAGUUGCUUCCACUGGCCCAGAGGCGUCCAGGCCUGCGCCCGCCUGCAGCAGCUCUUGGAGUGGAUGAGGAGCACUGGCUUUGGGGAGGCCGGAGAGCACUUCUUCCGGAAGCUUUCCUGCACACUCAACCUGCUGGCCACGCCCAGUGCCCAGCUCAUCCAGAUGAGCUGGGCAAACCUGCGGGCCACAUUCCCCGCCCUGAGCCCUGCACAGCUGCACCGGCUGCUGACUCAGUACCAGCUGGCCUCGGCCAUGGGCCCCAUGAGUGCCUGGGAGCCAGGCGCCCAGGACAGCCCCGACGCCUUCAAGUCAGAGGAUGUCCUGGAGUCCUAUGAAAACCCGCCGCCCAUCGUUUUGCCAAGCGAGGGUUUCCAGGUGGAUCUGGAAGCCGACUGCCUGGACGACAGCAUCUACCAGCACCUUCUCUACAUCCGCCACUUUCUGUGGAGCCUGCGGAGCAAGCCCGGCCCUGGCGGGGGACCCGCCCAGCCGGAGUGCCUUGAGGGCCUGCACCACACCACCCCUGAGGGGCACCCCGAGGGCCAGAGCUGCCCCCUGGCUUCCCGGGACCUCGGAAGGGGAGCCCAGGAUGCCGGUCUGGCGCACCCACUUCCUUCCGAUGGGGCUCCCCGGGCACAGGGCCCUCCAGGAAGGCAGCCGGGCCGCGUGAGCCGUGGGGUCCCCCAGGCCGGCCCCCUGCAUGUGGACUCCUCGUGCCUGCUCACGCCUCCCAGCACCCCGCUAGGCCUUGAGCCCACUGUCCCCGACUGGCCAGAACCCGGCGGUGGCACCUGUGGGCAUUCGCCCCUCGAACGGAGGAGGAAUGGGCCAAGUGGCUCCUGGAGUGCUGCUCUGGAAGGAGGCUGUGCGGCGCCUGCGGAUGAGCCCCCUCCAGUCCCCUCCAGCCACAGCUCCAGCACCGACUUCUGCUACGUCUUCAUGGUGGAGCUGGAGCGAGGCCCCUCAGGGCUGGGGAUGGGCCUGAUCGACGGCAUGCACACACCCCUGGGGGCCCCGGGGCUCUACAUCCAGACCCUGCUCCCAGGCAGCCCUGCAGCGGCCGACGGCCGCCUGUCUCUGGGAGACCGCAUCCUGGAGGUGAACGGCAGCAGCCUGAUGGGCGUCAGCUACCUGAGGGCUGUGGAUCUGAUCCGACAUGGGGGAAAGAAGAUGCGGUUUCUGGUUGCCAAGUCUGACGUGGAAACAGCCAAGAAGAUCCGCUUCCGCACGCCCCCUCCCUAGGGUG
Messenger RNA from Ceratotherium simum simum (southern white rhinoceros), 3283 nucleotides. RefSeq names its product Rap associating with DIL domain (gene RADIL). Gene Ontology annotation, cellular component: microtubule. Gene Ontology annotation, molecular function: GTPase binding. The record is from RefSeq and is a predicted model, not a curated record. Lineage: Eukaryota; Metazoa; Chordata; Mammalia; Perissodactyla; Rhinocerotidae. Gene Ontology annotation, biological process: substrate adhesion-dependent cell spreading; neural crest cell migration; signal transduction.